Molecule: messenger RNA, 1187 nt
Organism: Pistacia vera
Lineage: Eukaryota; Viridiplantae; Streptophyta; Magnoliopsida; Sapindales; Anacardiaceae
Product: very-long-chain aldehyde decarbonylase GL1-9-like
Exons: 1
Coding region: 310-774 (154 amino acids)
Biological process (GO): lipid biosynthetic process
Molecular function (GO): oxidoreductase activity; iron ion binding
Source: RefSeq, a predicted model, not a curated record
ACUUGUGUCAUUAAGUUGUGAUAUUGUCAUAUUUGUCAAGUAAUCUGAAAAUUGGUAAGUAAUAGAUUAUAAGGAUUAUUUUUAUGGUGCGAUGUGGCUCAUAACAGGAAUAUGAAAGUUGGAAAUCCCAUACAUUGUUUGACAAUUUUUAAUGACAAAUGAUCUUUUUUGUGGCUGGCUUGUCCUCUAUUUGUACUUUUUUAAUGAACUUAUCUGGCGGCUUUUCAACAGUUGACCUCGAACGCAGAUGCAUCUGGGAUCACAUCUCAGCCAUCCAUUCCUGUCCAACUUGUGCAGAUUGUCAUUGCCAUGUUCGUCAUGGAUACAUGGCAGUACUUUGUGCACCGGUAUAUGCAUCAGAACAAAUAUUUGUACCGCCAUGUCCACUCACAGCAUCAUAGGCUGGUAGUCCCUUAUGCAAUUGGUGCCCUUUACAAUCACCCACUUGAGGGUCUCCUGCUUGACACUUUUGGUGGAGCCAUCUCUUUCCUUGUCUCAGGAAUGACAGCACGCACGGCUGUGAUUUUUUUCUGCUUUGCCGUAAUCAAAACUGUUGAUGAUCAUUGUGGACUAUGGUUGCCUGGCAACAUCUUCCAUCUAUUCUUUCAGAACAACACUGCAUAUCACGACAUCCAUCAUCAACUCCAUGGCACAAAGUACAACUAUUCUCAGCCGUUCUUCUCCAUGUGGGAUAAACUUCUUGGAACUCACAUGCCUUACAAUCUUAUAAAGCGACCUGAAGGUGGUUUUGAGGCGAGGCUAAAGAAAGAUUAGCUGCAAUGUGACAAUUUGACUCUACUAUUUCAGGCUCACUUCAUACGGGAGUUUUUUAUCAGUCGAGGUCGUGCCAUUCUUCGGAAGUUGAUUUAGAAUUGUUUGUUUGAGGCUUCAAAAUCUAGCGUCCUAGCAGGAGGGAGGUCAUUGAUUUAUCCAGUUGCUUGACAUAGUUCUCCCAUCUCCAUGCAGUUGUGAUAAUUUCGCCAACCAACCAUAUUAACUGUAAUUGUGCUGUUUUGGUCUGUUUGCUGUGUAAAAUAUCUCUUUAUGUCAUGUAACAUUUAGUCUUCAGGUUUGUUGUGAUUGAUAUACUGAGUAACUUAAAGACUUAUGUGCUCAGCGGACUGGAAGUUGUUUGCAGAGUCGGAGAGCCGGGAUAUUUAAUUUAAUGCUGUUGUGUCCAAUACUCA